AUGGCCUCUUCACAGACCAACGACGUGAAAUCAGCCAUCGAGGCUACUGUAAAAGGCUAUCUUACAUCCUUUAUCGACGCUCGUGUUCAGAACAAUCCCUCUCUUGUCAACCGAAACGUCACAUCGGACUGUGCACGAUCUUUGCUUCCCUCCACCUUGGGCGGCGGCUUCACUAUGACAAACGACCAAUACCUUCACGUCUUCACCGAAGGUCUGAAAGCUGGCGGCAUGCAUAAAAACACCAUCUGCGACUUGAUCAUUGAUGCUGAGGCCCGGAAGGCAGCUGUCACGACUGUUGCAGAGUUGGUAUUCAAUAAUGGCGAAGAGUUGAAGCUGGAUUUCUCAUGGUUUCUGCACUUUAGCGAAGAUGGGGACAAGAUUUGCAAGAUUGUUGAGUUUGUGGAUAGCGAUACGUUCAAAGGUGUUAAAGGAAGAGAGGCAGAGUUGAGUGGUGAGGCGCAGAAGGAUGCGUAG
Molecule: messenger RNA, 474 nt
Organism: Fusarium musae
Lineage: Eukaryota; Fungi; Ascomycota; Sordariomycetes; Hypocreales; Nectriaceae
Exons: 1
Coding region: 1-474 (157 amino acids)
Source: RefSeq, a predicted model, not a curated record